Messenger RNA from Pocillopora meandrina, 21853 nucleotides. The record is from the annotation of a GenBank genome assembly. Lineage: Eukaryota; Metazoa; Cnidaria; Anthozoa; Scleractinia; Pocilloporidae.
GUUUACAGUGGUGAUGUGGAUGAAAAAGUGUUAGCUGAUGCCAUUAAGAUGACAAAUAUUGCUGUCAACCUGUGUUUGUCAAACAAGUUCCUUCAAGCACAAGCUAAACUGGAACCAUGGUAAUCAACAGUGUACCUUACCUGUACUCUAAGCAAAUUUUAGAACUUGAAUUGGCCCUCAGAUUGUCCAUACAAUACUGGGAUCAAUGUUUGUAUCUAAGCAACUGCCCACCAACCCCUCCCCUAACCCAACAUUAAACCCUAACUUGUUAUCAAUUGACUGAUGUUGGAUUAGGGGAGGGGUAGGUGCAUGGUUACUCAGAUACUGACAUUGAUUUGGGUACUGCAUCAUCAAUAAGGCUUUGCAUUUGAAGCUGAACUAAUUUUGACUCUGGCAUAAAAUUUGGAUGCUUUUACAGUGUCAUGAAUAAGACCAAGUAAAAGUGAAAUUGAGAUUAAUCCUCAUUUUCUGUAAAAUUCAAUGGAAAUUCACAGUCAAUGUUUGUGAUAAAUUUCACUACUCAAUAUGUAGCCUUUGGGUCUUUUUUUUUAAUUUUCGCAGAUUAAUGAUAGAGAUGACUUGAGAUUUUCUUGACUGAUUUUAGGAUAAAUGAAAGCAUGUACCAUGCUCUUGGUUACAGCACCAUCAUGUAUCUCCAGGCUAUGAUGACAUUUGAACCUGUGAGUACUACAGGGUUAACUCUUUGAAUCUCUUGGUUACUGGAAUCAACAUUUAACUUCUUGUUACAAUACAUUAUUUUGUAUUAAUAAAAUAAAUCAUCUAAUAAACAGGCACUGAGAAAUCCAUGAAAAACUUGUCAGGGAGUGGACAGUUACAAAUUAUCUAGCUUCAGCUGAUAAACUGUUCCGUUAAACUUACUCUCUUAAGAUCUCAGAAGUAGUUCUCCUUACUGUCUGCCAAAAAGUUCUCAAGAUGUUGUUUCAGUGAAUUUGGUAUUGGAUCAACAAAUAAUCCCUUCCAGAAAUUAUUAUUUUCUUUACUAUUGUUACCUGGCCUGUCUGUGAUGAUUUUGUAACAAGAAGUUAUCUCUGGGUCUCUCAUGGGAAUUUAAGGGUUAAGUUCCCUCAGCCCUUUUACUUUUACCCAAAAGUGAUUAACAAGUAACUUCUCCGUAUAUUAUCCUCAUAUUGUCUAGCCAACAGGUAAUGAGAAUACUCAAACUUAUCAGGUAGAAGUUGUCACCUUGAUCUAACACCAAAUUCUUGUAACUAAUUUACAAGAAAAUGUGUAGCAGCUAGAGGGGAGAAUUAACAAUCAGAUCUUGGGAGUUAAAAGGUUAAACUUAUUUACAAGGAAGUGUACAGCAGCAAGAAGAGAGGAUUAAUUGAAGUAAAAAGGGGUACAUGGCAAUAAGAUCUCUAAAAAAUUCCACUAAGGAAAAUGUAUUUUUGCGAUGAAGACUCUCUAGAUGUUGAAAAUUUCAUUCAAAAAAUACUUAAUAGGUCAAGGAACAGAAAAAGUUGAGGGUAAUUGAAUCAUUGUUUUUUUUUCAUAAUGAUAUGUCUAUUAUUGAUUUGCAUUUUCUGAUUUUCAUUCAUUUUAUUUAGCAAGCUAUACAGCAAGCAAGUAACAGCAAUAAACUUGCUCUAGAUGUGUGUGAAAGGUAAUGAUUUUAACUCCUUUUUUUGUUUAUAAUUUUAAGUUUUUAAUUUUUACAAUCUGAUAUACAUAUAUAUUAUAAUGAAGUGUAGUAUGACAAAAUUGGGCAGUGCAAGUUAUGUUAAUGGAUUUGAAAUUUGAAAUUUUAAGAUUUAAUUUGAAAGAAAAGGGAGAAAUAGGAAAUGAAAGAAAAAGAUAACUAGUGAAGCCAUGAGAGGGGAAGAACAAAGGAAGUUAUGGAAGGAAGGAAGUAUCAGUGGUUGUUAAUGAGAAGGAAGGAAUAAAGGGAGAGAGGGAUGGAAAGAGGGAGGGGACUGAGGUAGGAAGGAAGAAAGAGUUGAAAAAGUUGGAAGGGAGGUGCAGGAGUGAGGAAGGAGGGUGCAGGAGGGAGGAAGGAAGGUGCAGGAGGGAGGAAGGAAGGUGCAGAGGGAGGAAGGAAGGUGCAGUAGGGAGGAAGGAAGGUGCAGGAAAGAGGAAAGAAGGUGCAGGAAAGAGGAAAGAAUGUGCAGGAGGGAGGAAAGAAGGUGCAGGAGGGAGGAAAGAAGGUGCAGGAGGGAGGAAGGAAGGUGCAGGAAAGAAGUUGCAGGAAGGUGGGGUGGAAGGGAAGUGGGUAUGGGGGUAGGGAGCAAGGAUGGAAGGAGAGUAGGAAGAGGGACAAGGUGUGGCUAAGUCAGGCAAAAGGCCCACACCGCUGUCUAGUGGUUAUGCCAGUUUUCUUAACAUGAAGCUACUUGGAUUGUUGCUACUACCUCAGGAUGGGAUGCUUGUAAAUUGCAAGAAGAAGGAAAUAAUAAUCAUGGUUAUUUUGAUGUACUCUGUAAUGCUAGAAUGUAAUUUAUUUCUGACCUUUUUUCAUGUUUUGUUAUUUUUUUUCUAGAUACAGAAGGAAGCACACAUGGACAGAGUCAUUUACGAGCUGGAUUUGGAAUCCAUCCUAUGAUAAUUUAACAGAAGGUACUCUCCCUUGCACUGUUCUUGUUUUAGUUUUCUACCUUCAUCAUUUGAUAAUGUUUCACAACAGGACUGGCCCUAUUUUUGAUAUGUUUUGUAUUCAUUCUAGUGGAAAGACAUGCUGAGCUGUGCUAUGCCGAGUGUUUAUUUAUGAGGGCAUUACUCACAUUUAUUCAGGUAUAGGUAAUUAUUGAUCAACUCUAUUUCACUCUCAGUAAAUAUUUAACAUCUGUUUACCAAACUGGAGUUGGCUGGUGCUGGAUGUUUACUGAGCCGCAAACAAACUCAUAAAUAUCCCACACCACUAGCCAUCAACACUGACAUUAACAGUGGUUUCAGUUCAUACUAGAACAGUGAGCCAACAGAGGAAAAAAGGAUGAUUUUGACUCAUUUAUUCCUACAAUUAUUGAAAUAUUUUCAGGAGCAAAUCCCACUCGCCAGUUGCAGGGAGGUGAAUAAUAAACAAUUACUUCACAAGUGCUCAUUGAAUAUGAGAUAAUAGAUAGCCAACAAGGCCCAUAGAGCCAAGUUGACUAAAUCAUGUCAUAUUCAACAAGUGUGAGUGGAAUAGGUAAUUGUUUUGCUAAAACCCUAUAAUAUAGAUAAAUUUUCCCAACUGCAUUGUUAAAUACCAAACUGAAUUCACCCAGUGUACCUAUCAUAUUUUUAGAGCAUGUUAUAUUGGCCCAGAACACAUGAUGGCUAAGCCAAUGAAAAUUCUUGAAUUGCAAUAUCCAAUGAUCCAGAUUUUAAUAACAAAGAAUAUUCAGUGUUUUAAUAACCAAUCAGAGGGCAUCUUCAAUGCCAUCCACUGUUUUAGUUUGUACUAAACUCAACUGUAUUCAUCAGAAAUAAACCAUUAUAACUUUAUAAUCACAUGAUGAAUAGAAAUCUGCAGGUUUACUGUAGGAAGUCACUAACCAUGAACAAUAAAUUAGCAUGUCUGUCUGGAAUGACUCUUAAAAAUUUCUCAUCAGGAUGAAAAUCUGGUCAGCUUCAUUCGCGGAGCUCUAAAAAUCAGAAGUGCUUAUCAAACUUACAAGUAAGUUUUGGAUUCAAUUUUGAAUCAUAACAAUGUAUUAAUUCAUUGAAGAUAACCUUUUGCACAGCAAUUUUUAUUGCAGACCCAUAUGAUUUUAUAAUUUCUUUUGUUGAUUUAUAUAUUGUGAUAUUUCUCUAAAAUCAGGACUUGCCUGGACAUGGUCACCCAUCAGCCAUCAUCUCUUCAGCAUUCACCCCAAAGAAAGGACUUUGAAGGAGGAGUUCACCUUGGCAUUGGAGGAUUUAAUUUGGUGAGUCUACAGAAACCUAAGUGAACUUAAUUUUGUCACCCCAUUAAAAAUUAUCAUCAUGAUCUUAUUGUUUCAACUGGUAUGUUAUGUCCAUUCUAAAGCUAUGAGUAUUUGGAAGUGCUUCCGGUUGCCUUCAAUGCUAGACUGUGGAUUUAGUUGAUUGUGUCUUGUGGUGCCUCUAUCCAUGCACCCAUGAUUGGUAGGGACAAACUGUUGGAGCAGUUCAGAAAGUAUGAUGCUGGAAGUGGAAGAGAGAUAGACCACUUUCCAUUUCAGGAAGCACAGCAAUUUUCCUUGUCACUCCAUAUUGAAGAAGCUAGGAUGAGUCUUCCUCAAAAGUAAAUUUUCUUAUGGAGGCUGCCAAAAUAACAUUUUUGUUACAGAAUGUUAACAUGUUGACAAUUUAAUUGUCUUCUUUUAGAUGUUGUCCCUACUUCCUGCAAAGAUAAUCAAGUUGUUAGAGUGGGUUGGUUUUUCAGGAGACAAGGUAAUACCGCCUUUCUUCAGACUGAGUCAAAAUCCAAAUCCUUAGACUGCAAAGAUAAUCCUUCAAAGAGCCAAUUUCAGUUGGGUGGAAACUAAAAUAAAUGCAGUUUUGUACUGCCUUUUGCUUAACUUCAAUGUGAAGUUUUAAAAGCUUACUUAUUGAAUUCUUAUUGACUUUAAAAUGUGAUAUCACUUUUGAUCACUUUUGUAUUCAUUUCAGUUAAUAUAAAACACUCAAUCAAAAUGCCAUACAGGUUUCAACAAGUAAUUUCAUUUUGAACAUGUCAAUUCCCCAGAGGUGAUUUACAUAAAACAUGAUCUAGUUCUACAACCAGAUGUUUGGAGUGCAAUAACUUCCACCCUUUACACCCUAACAUCAGUAUGCAUUUUCUCCAUACUGUUUUCUAUACAUUUCCCAAGGUGCUGACAAGGAGAAUUGGUUUAUCAAUCAAGAGAAUAUUUAGUUGAUCCUUCCCUUUAUUCUCAUGACCUUACUGUGUGAUGCAGGGGUGAUAUUGUAAGGAGAAAUAGAUGCUAGUCACUCUUAGGGGUUUAAGGGUUAAUCCAGCUCUCAGUAGAGGGCAUUAUUUGGAUAUAUAACUUAAUUCUCGAAACUUAUCUACAUGAAGAUGUGUAGUAAUAAGAAUGAAGAAUUGAUUAUCAAUUGUUGAAAAAACCCAACUAUGAGAUGUGACUCCCAUUUUAUGACCAGUUUUUAGGUCUGGAUCAUUUAGACCAAGGAUGCAGAGACCAGAACUUAAGAUCGCCCAUGUGUGCCAUGGUUCUGCUCGCCUAUCACAGUGUAAUAACUUAUUACCUUGGUAAGUGGUCAGAUUUAUAACUUAUAACCUUGAUAAGUGGUCAGAUUUAUAACUUAUUAGCUUGGUAAGUGGUCAGAUUUAUAACUUAUUGCCAUGGUAAGUGGUCAGAUUUAUAACUUAUUGCCAUGGUAAGUGGUCAGAUAUAUCAAAAGAAUUGUCUUAAGAUGUUUUCUGUAUGACUACGUUUGUGCCGCUUUGUGGUCAGAUUUAUCGAUACAAUUGUCUUAAGAUGUUUACUGUAUGGCUACAUUUGUGCUGCUUUGUGACCAGAUUUAUUAAUAGAAUUGUCUUAAGAUGUUUACUGUAUGACUACAUUUGUGCUGUUGUAAAAAGCUGUGAAAUUAAGCCAAAAUCGGUUGAAACUUAAGAAAGGCACUUGGUGUAUGCAGCGUUCAAUAUGUGCAUUUACUUGACUACUAUUCUGCCUGUAGAAGAUUUUGUUAUGAGCAAAUAAUCUCCCAGCUCUAGCUGAUUUCUAAGCACUCUUAAGGUCUCUUUUUACGAACUUUAACCAGUGUUUUAGCUGACAGUUGUACCAUACAGAAAAUCUCACUGUUCCAGGCCUGCGUUUAUCUCUCUUUGAUGAAAACCAUAACAUUUUAAGAAUGAAGACAUUGCAAUAGCUUGCUACUUGACUGUAGUAAUAAUACGUUUCUUUUUUUAUCGUACAGCGUUGACAUUUAUCAAAGUAAAUUACGUUAAUAUGAAGAUUUCAUAAAUUCCCAUUCAUUUUCCAUAAACUCAAAAAUUACAAACGGACGCAAUUUCGUCGGAAUCCCUUUUCCUACUCGACUACUCGGCUCUUGUAAAUUUGCAAAUUACUCAGACAUGCAAUUUUGUUCAGACAUGCAAAUGAAAAUCUCUGAAAUAUCUGAUAAAUACAACUAAUCAAAGAAUAAAAUUAAUUGAAACUGCACUACAUAAAGUAUUAUUUUUUUCCAAAAAUGUUGAAUACAAGCGCUUUGUCAACACCCUCUUAAAUUGAUGUGCACGAGUUGCGCACUAAAUGCCAGUAGAAAAACUAAGUUUCUGCUCUCAAGCACAGAGCGUGGAAGUAUAAACAACUCACUCAGGUCAGUCGUAUUCGUAACUACUUUUAAACAUACCUCCAUCUAUGGCAAUCAAUCGUGAGAACUAUUAUAAUUUUUUCAUUAUCAGUGUAUCUUUUGCUGCCUGAUAUACUGUAUGUUGAGUAAGUUCUAGUUUGCGUUUUCCUCAGUGGUUUCCUCGUUGUCUUCCUCACCGGUUUCUUCGUUGUCUUCCACUUUGUUUUGCACACUGGUUUUCUUGGUUUUCUUUUGUCUAAAAAGAAAUUUCCAAUUAUCGUAAUGCUUCGUUUUUAUUAUUUCAAUUACCUUUUCGAAAUAUAUAUCUGGAAUAUCUGAGGGCUGCAUCAACCACCUCAAGUAACUGGUGUGUUGUCCGUCUCCACUGCAACCUUUCUUAAUAUCUCGCACGAUGCAGGUGACGCUGACGGAGCUGUUGAAGGUAUAUAAGCCUUUGCCCGGCUUAGCAUAAAAUGAAGUUGUAAUCUCAAUUACCCUCGAGAAGUCAUUGCGGAAAAUAAGCAUCACUCUCGGCAUACUUGUUUGACCACUUUUGGUUUUAGUGCGACGGACUUCAUCUUCUAUUAGGAAAUGUGGGUAGAGUUGGUCAUAUUUGCUCCAGUAGUAUCUCGCUUUAUUCUUGUUUAUUGCGAGACGGAAAAGCGGUUUAAUGAAAACCAUUUUUUCUAUAUUCUUCUUGUUCCUUUUCCUCGUCAGUUUCCCGAUAUUCGGCCAGAACUCUGAUUUGAUACCCACUGCGCUCAGCAUGCACAUACGUGCAACUGCUGAUGCCGUUCGACCAAAACUCACGUUGGACAUUGUUGCCGCCUUUUUACCACCGAACCUGUACUUCCGUUGGGGAUCAUCACUUUCUAUCAAAGAAAUCCAGGCUGUUUGACACUUUAUUACCUGAAAUCGAUUUUUAUCUCUUAACUCCGAGAUGGCUUAAAGGACUGAAUUAAACGCUGGAUCCGUUUGAAGGAAGAUAGUCUCUUUUUGCGUCAUCUUUUUCCUCACGAUAACAGCGUGACGCGAAUAGGUUAAUGAAUGUUGGUGCGGGGUUUCUAAAGGGUUUCUGUCAUAAAUGCUGUUAUCCGAUUGGCUAAGCUACACUUCAUAUUGUCCAUGAUAGAUAGUGCGUAGUAUGAGUUGCCUAGCAGAGUGCGAUCGUAAACAAUGAACGAGUUGCCAGUAAUCCGGGAUCCUUGCGUUUGCAAUCAAAGGGCUCUUGGAGCCAGCUCAUUCAUUUCAUGGCUUAAGUUUGUAUCGAUUUCUUGGACUUGUUGGAUAUAGGUACGGUUGAAUUCUCGGUUUGCAGCUGACGUCACACAUUUAUGCAAAUUAAGCGUCCGCCAUGUUGGUGCUCAUCUCAGGUGUGAAAUUUCAUGCAAAAUCUCUACCGUGCACAAGAGAAUAUUCUCCUUAGGAUACCUGUGCUUUUGAACUAAGCGGAGGGCCUGGAAAGCCACGUUCGAGAGCGAUAUAUUAAGAAAAUUUAUGUAGUUGGUGUCGAUCCAGUAGCCAUCCGAAGCGAGCACUGAAUUCAACUCAGAAUGUCUGUCCUCAAUAGAAGUCUCGGACCUUCUUUCUAAUUUAGUUCUGGAGACAAGUUAUUGUGCAAAUAAGCAAUUUAAAGCAUUCAAAAGUCAUGAGGCGUACAAGCAAAUGGUGUCUGGCUUCGUAACAUCGGUUCAGGAGCAGAGAUUGUUAACGAGAUUGUAGUUGUGGCGAAAGCGAGAUAUUAGCAGUGGAUGAACAAUCCUCUUGUAGACAUUUGGAUUGUCGCAGAAAGUGGUACAUAAAUAUACGUAAAGAAAAAGGAACGAAUAUAGUAUGAGAAACAUACGAAACGUUCCUCAGUCAUAACGCAUCGAUCCCAACGCACUAUCUCACGGAAAUGCUUGGCUUAAUCCUUAAAGAAAAUUCGUUUUAAUUCAUUAAGGAGAGUUUCCUCCAAAAACAUGGAACCGCUUUGGGUAUGAAAAUAGCAGUGUCAUUUGCCAAUACUCUCAGGGCGGAAGUUGAAAAGAAAUUAAUCCAACAAAGCGAAACCAAACCAAAAGAAUUGAAACGUUACAUUAGUGACGUUUUCUCCUUUUGAGAUUGCGACAGAAAAGAGGUAAAUCGGUUCAUUAAACGGGCUAACUAUUUCCAACCAACUAUCAAAUUCACAGCUGAAAUAUCAGGGAAUCAACCAAAUCACUUUCCUCGAUACCACGGUCUUCAAAGGGGAAAGAUUCGCAAAAAAUUCCAAAUGGGACAUCAAAACUCAUUAGUGGCAGACCGAGACUUUCCAAAUCACGCACUUCGCCUCGUGCCACCCACCAGGCGUAAAAUAUGUUUUCAUUAAAGGCGAGCAAUAAGAUUGCUUAGAACUAACUCUUGGAAAAAAGCAUUUGAAGUGGGCCGUUUGAAAUUCAAACAAAGCCUCAAAGCAAGAGGGUACCCAGAAAACAUCAUAGAAAGGUGUCUGUUAGGGGUCAACUUUGCCUCUUGACAAUCGGCGUUUAAAAAUACACGAAAGCCGAAAGGUCACGCACGUUUAUUACCUUUCCUCACAACUUACCACCCGGCAGUUAAAAAUUUAAAACAAAUGUUGAUGGAACAGUGGAGUCUGAUCUGCAAUCAGCCCUAGCUGAAAACAAAUUUUACAAAACCUCCGAUCAUCUUUUCUAAAAAGGGAAAAUAUCUUUAAGGCAUGCUUAGGAGAGCAAAUAAUAUAAUUUGAAGGCGGUAAUACGACGCGACCACGAAAGCCAUAGGGGAGUCCGUGCUGGUCUAUCUUUACCUUUAUUCCCUCAUCGUGUCGCUGCGACUUAUCGCUUGUAUCCACUUUUAUCUCCUCUCUGUUGUUAAUUCUUCUUAGGAGGAAGACUUACUUUUAACAACAGAUGGUAUUCGAUAAAAUCCAAUCCUUUUGUCCCGAUCACUUCUGCUGUCAUAGCCGAAAACUACACAAAGAACCAUUUCUACUUUCUCACUCACACAUUGCUACAAGCGUACUUGUAACUAUUUGUUUGGGCACUAACAUGGCGGAUAGCAUCCGUCGUCAAGACAAAACUUUCAAUACCUACGGAAUAAAUUCUCUCUUAUCUUUGGUCAGUUGUGUGAUAAGAAAACUUGUGCGCUCGUCGUCAUGAGAAUUGGGAAAAAGGUUGUGUGGGUUCGCGGUAGGAUGGGCAGAGGUCAUUGGGCAGACUGUGUCCCUUUUGUUGGUAGUUACGAAAACGAAGACCUAAGACACCCCCUUACGAAAACGAAAACCCAUCACGAAAACGAAGACACAUUACUAAAACAAGUUCAAAAGAGGUUGGUAUUACAUUUGUGGACAAAGGUUAUGUUCAUGAGACACUACGAAAACGAAGAUCCUUACAGAAAUCUUUAAUUCUAAAUUUGGCAUGUCUGUAAUUUAUUACGGAAUAUUUCAACAUUAGAGCCCCAUGGAGCCUUCAAUGGGAAUACUUUAAAACUAAAACGAAAUUUAAUAGAAGAGACAUGACAUGCGUAUGGUGGUAUAUAAUGAAGCAACAAGAUAUAAGUUUAUUAAUGAAAACAACAUCGACUAGCGGUAAUUGCACUUCCGGCGAGGAAAAAUAUACUGUUGUUUGAAUAAAACAUGGUAAUUUUACCGAUUGAUUUCAAUAAAACUUUUCUUGCGGGUAAAAAAUUACAAAUAAAUACCUUAAUCAAAGCGUUACGCUACUCCUCCUAGCGAUUUAUAAGUUUUGGGACCAGAAAAGCUCUUGGCUACUGUAACAAAACCUUGAAAACCACUUCAAUGUAAACGUCACUUGUUCAACAAGAGACGUGACAUGCAUAUGGUGGUGUAUAAUUAAGCAACAACAUAACGAUAACAUCGACUAGCGGUAAUUAAACUUCCGGCGAGGAAGAAUGUACAGUUGUUUGCCGAACAAAACAUGGCAAUUCAUGGCAAAGCUCUCAAUAUUGUUUCUCGAAUAUUGCGCGUGUUAAAUAUUCAAUAGUGACAUCUCAUUUACAUCUACAGCUACAUCUACUUUUAUUAAAUUGGUAACUAACGACAUCACACCAACCAACUCGCGUGCAAAGUGAGAAGACUAUAUGAAGGCUUGAAAUUAUAUUAAGAACAAUUGUGAUCGAGAAACGGGCGAGGAAUAUACCAUGAUAGUGCAAAUAAUCAUGAAAGAUGAUCGUGGAAAGCGAUUGCGUGACGCUCGGCAAGUUGUAAGAUGACAUGUUAUCACGUAUCAGACGUAAAAACAGUAUAAAUUCUCAGUCUGCAUUUUGUACUGACCGGAUUGGUAUUGUUGUCUUUGUUCGAGCGAGCCACAAGUCCGGACCGAAAUAUUGGAGCUCGAAAAAAAAUUCUAGUGAGACUAUCUUGGCCGCUAUGAUUGAUAUGUGGACUGUGUGUUGAAGAAAACAGUGAUAGAGCUAUGUUUACUUUAUACUAACUGAAGACGAACGCAAACGCGCAGCUUACCAACAUUACCUCUGAUGCUCUUUCGCGUGGUCACAGCAUGUGUAGAAAUGAACCCGCUGCGGGUCCCCUAGGUGUGAACAUUUCGACUUCUCCAUUCAAGUUGCGUUUUCAGAAGUUGAGGUUAUUAUUUUAUUAAACGAUAUAAACAUUUUAUUUCUUUCCACGUGAGUUUCUGAGCUUCAUCGAAAUUGAUUUUGACCUUCACUAAGUGGGGAGGGGUAGCAUGCGAGACUACUUCCUUUCACGGUCCGCAAGUCUCGAGAGGUGAGCUUGGACCGCAUGUGCUUUAACAGAUGCUGACAGUUAUACCAUACACAAAAUCUCAUUCUUCCAGGCCUGCGUUUAUCUACCUUUAAUUAAGAUCGACAUUGAAACAGCGUGCUACUUGACUGCAGUAACAUUAAUAUUUUUUUCGCUGUCAUACAGCUUAAAGGGCAUGUAAACCCCAAAAUACAUGUUUUUCUUAUACUAUGUAAAAAGUGGCGUAGAAAACGAAUUUGAAAUUAGUUUUGUCCAAUUCGACUUAUGUUAGGAGAAAAUCGGCAUUUUCAACUGAAAUUCCAUUUCCGGUAAAAACAAUAGCGAGAAGUCGUGACGUAAGCGGUGGAACCAAAAUAUUGCGCAACACAUAUUCCCCAGUAGAACUGGUGUGGGAGUUCGUGUAAGUAGCGGUAGUUCGGAAGAUGUUUUUUCAGAAGAUAGCGACUCGAAUGCCUUAAGCUUAGUACAUGACAGCGCUGGGGAUAAUCCAGAAUCUUCAAGAGAGUCUGGGCCAAGUCCUUAACAAUAUGAGCCGCGUAGGGUUCACCGAAGCGAUCCGCACGAAGACAGUACAGAACAUGUCGACAGCGAUGCGACCGUCUCGGAAACUCAGACUGGUAUUUAAUUUACUUUGUGAUUUAUUUGUAUUUAACAUGAAAAUGCAAUAAAGCGAGGGUACAAUCUAAAGGAAUGCAACAUAAUUUUUUUUAACUUGAGCUUCUGAAAGUGUUUUAUAUAAAAUUAUCAAAGAUGCGAGUGUGGAACUUGUCAACCAAUGCCGACAACUCAUGAAAGUGUUUGUUGUACGGAAAUCGGGCAAUUGUGGCAAAAUGGCCUGAAACCCAGAUAAGUUAUAUCACUGAGCAUCCAGGUUUUCAGUCAAUUUGCCUCGAUUUCUGGGUGCUGGAGACGGCCAAGUACGCGUACAGGCAGCAGCAAAGCACAGAUAAUCACACCGGAAACGACUAAGCUAAAUAUUUUCUGUUUCAUCUGUUUUGUUACAUUUUGAGAUCGAUUUACUUGAGUUGUUUCUGCCAUUGAUUUAAUAAUACAGUACUAGAGCUAGUUGUUUUUCGCUUCUUUCCUGGCAGGAAAUUUCGUUAAAUUGCCUACAGAUAGCUUGUUCGUUGGUGUUGGGGAUAUCUCGGCAAACACUUUAGGGUCGCUGUGCUAUCUUGUGCGGUAAACAAUAUCCUUCAUCUCAGAAGCAUUUCCAUCGAUAAACAAGUUUUAUCAUGUACAUUUCCUUGUGUGGCCUUCAUAAUUAUCCAACCCUGUUUGUGUUUGCUUCGAUUUGAAAUAUUGAAAAGAUAGUUUUGCAAGCUGAAAUCAGGAUCUUUUAAGUUGUACUCAAAAUGAUGAAUAUUGUCCUACUGACCUUUGAAUUUAUUUUCACUGCUGUGAAAACCGUGACACAAAUUCUUCUGCUGUUUCUCUGCAGGGUUUCUCAAAGGAAGCACCAAGCGGGGCUGGCUUGGAUUUUCUUAUAGAACAUAAGGGUUGAUUAUGGGAUCCUGUAUAGAAUUCUUUGAAUCGAACCGACAAAAUUCCAGAUCACGUUAUUACACACUGAUAUCAACGAAUUCUCUUUCUUUGAUACGUGUUUCGAAUUCAGGCAAAGGUUCAGACAUGUCAGUGUCUUUAACGGGCUCAGCGCUGGCCCCCGAACAACUGGCUUCCCCAUAAUAUUUCAUUAGAUGAGAAAAAAGAUCUUUUUAGAGAACCAAUAAAGCUAUUGUUGUUUAAUUAACGAAACGUUUUCAUGUAAAUCGAUUUUGUACUUUCUCUGUUGACCUCUAACUUUUGAAGAGCUCAACUUCUUUCUCAGUUCGGUCGGCCACUUCCGAAUCCUCGUCGUCUGCCGACUGUAUGGGUCGUUUUUAUACAUCCGAAUAAUUUGCUUCUAGUGAGGCCUGAAUCGUCGGUACAGCACCAAGAAGAAAAAUGACUGCUACAAACAACAGAACGUUCGAACGGCUCGACGAAAUCGGCUAUUUUCACUUGUACAAAUUUCACAAAUUGUCGCUUCAAAUUUGCGUCAUUUGGAAAUAUUUGCAUUGUAUGCCCAGUUUUGUUUGAAUCAGUACAAAACUGGACGACACAACGCUUCACCAUUACGAAAAAAUCGAAUAUAUUGAAGCAAACUGUAAGUAAAAAAAUCAUGCGAGACCAGCAAACAACGGCUGUAGAAAAGACUCCUUCGUGCCUCACGCGAUUAUAAAACGAGACUUUGGAGGGUCCACCCGUGACGUCACGGGAAAGAUGGCGCCAUUCAAGAUGGCGAAUGUUUCGAAUUUGGAAGAGCUUUUACAAAGUGAAAAUGGACUUUUGAGAAUAAACGAAUGGUACCUUUGAUGUACUUGAUAUAUUUACUAAACAUCUAUGUGAAAAGAAAAUGAACGUUUUUUGGGUUUACAUGCCCUUUAAGUUGACAUUUAUCAAAAUUAAUUACGAUGAUAUAAAGACUUCUUAAAUUCCUAUUCGUUGUUUCUGAACUCUCAAUUUACAAACGGAUACAAUUUCGUCGGAAUCCCUUUUCCUACUCGGCUCGCGUGGUUAUGAAUUUCUAAAUUUGCCUAUUACUAAGACAUCAGCUUAUCAUAUAGCUUACGUUGACAUUUAUCAAAGUACAUUACGAUUAAAGGAAGACUUCAUAAAUUCCUAUUCAUCGUCCCUUAACUAACAAAUUACAAACGGACGCAAUUUCGUCGGAAUCCCUUUUCCUACUCGGCUCGCGUGGUUAUGAAUUUCUAAAUGUGCACAUUACUCAGACAUCCAAUAUUGCAGUACACACAGUAUUAUUUUUGUAUCUAUGGUUGUUUGAAGUACAAAUAACUAUACAUACUUCCACCUAUACCAAACGAUCUUAAGAACUAUAAUAAUUAUAAUGUUCUCAUUAUCAGUUUAUCUUUUGCUGCUUAAUGUAUGUUAAAUAAGUUCUAGUUUGCGUUUUUCUUUCUGUCUUUCGUACGUACUGUCUACCUCGUGGCCUUUAAUUCUUAUUGUCUCCCUCGUCCGCUUCGCUUUCAUCAGCUUCGCUUUCAUCAGCUUCGCUUUCAUCAUCUUCAUCUCCUAGAGGAUUUGGCAAAUUUUGGGCAUCCUCCUCGUUUCUUAAGCUCAUUACUUGAUCAAAGUAUUCAACUGAGAUGUUAAAGGGCUGCAUCAACGCCUUCAAGCGGAUGGUGUGUGGUCCGUCUUCACCUUCGCGAAUUUCUCGCACAAUGCAGGCGACAUGGACGUAGCUAUUGAACCGAUGCUUUUCCCUCCGCGUAGCACUAAAUGUGGUGGUUAUCUCAAUCAGCUCCGUGAAGUUGUUGCGGAAAAUAAACAUCAUACUUGGCAUACUUUCUCGUUGAUUGAUGUCCAAGCCUCUGACUGCUUCUUCUAUUCGAAAAUGUGGAUAGAGUUGAUCAUAUUUCCACCAGUAGUAUCUCGCUGUCCCCCUGUCAUUUGCGAGACAGAAAAGCGGGCCUAUAGAUACUACUCUUUCUAGCUUGUCCCUGUUCCUACGAUCCGAUUGUGGCCCGAUUUGCGGCCAAAAUGUUCGCCCAAUACCCACCGCUUCCAGCAUGCACAUACGCACAACUGCUGAUGCCGUUUUACCAAAACUCCCGAAGGCCAUGUUCGCCGCCCUUACACCGCCAAACACCAACUUAUGAUCCUCUCGUUUAUCAUUACUUUCUAUAUCUUUCAUACAGGCGGUUUGAAGGCGUUUCACGUGCAAUCGAUUUUGGUUUUUUAACUCCUUGGAGACGGCAAGGACUACCUUAAACGUUGGGUCCGUUUGUACAAAGACAGUCCCUCCUUCCAUCAUCUUUUUCCUCGCGAUAAAGGCGUGACGCGAAUAGGUUAAUGAGUGUAGAUGCUGGGUUUUUUACAGGGUUUCUGUCAUAAUGCUGUUAUCUGAUUGGCUAAGCUACACUUCAUAUUGUCCAUGAUAGGUUGUGAGUAGUAUGAGUCCGCCCACAGGUGGCCUAAGCUCCAGCUGUAAGAUGAUCAUCUUGCGCAAUAACAGUUAUGACGGAAUUAUAAGAGUUUGUAUGGGAAUAUUUACGACCGCUCUAAGGAAUAAAAAAUUCGUAAAAUUCUCAAUAAAAAUACCUCACCUUCCACAGUUUAUCAGACCGCUUACUUUGAUGAAAAGAACCCAUUUUAGCGAGUUGUCCAUUUCGAGGUUUACUACGCACGCUUUUCUUAUAAUAAAUUAAUAUAUAACUAAAUUAUAUUGCUGGUGUAAAAUUUACAUUAUGUAUAUCACCGACUGGAUAAAAUUACGCCGUUAGUUACUGGCGUAAAAUCAUACAGCUAUACAUUACCGACUGGAAGAAAUUACGCCGUUAGUUACCGGUGUAAACUCAUACAGAUAUACAUUACCAACUGGAAGAAAUUACGCCGUUAGUUACUGGCGUAAAAUCAUACAGAUAUACAAUACCGACUGGAAGAAAUUACGCUGUUAGUUACUGGUGUAAAAACUUACAUGUAUAAAUUUCCGACUGUAAGUUAGCUACUGGCGUAAAAUCAUACAGAUAUACAAUACCUACUGUAAGAAAUUACGCUGUUAGUUACUGGCGUAAAAACUUACAUAUAUAAAUUUCCGACUGUAAGUUAGCUACUGGCGUGAAAUCUUACAUAUAGUGAUCACCGAUUGGAAGAAAUUACGCCGUUAGCUACUGACAUAAAAUCGUACAGAUAUACAAUACCGACUAGAAGAAAUUACGCCGUUAGUUACUUGCGUAAAAUCUUACAUAUAUAAAUUGCCGACUGUAAGUAAUUACGCUGUUAGCUACUGGCGUAAAAUCUUACAUAUGAAGAUCGCCGAUUGGAAGAAAUUAUGCCGUUAGCUACUGGCAUAAAAUCGUACAGAUAUACAAUACUGACUGGUAGAAAUUACGCCGUUAGUUACGGGCCUAAAAUCUUACAGUAUAUACAUCACCGACUUAAAGAAAUUACGCCGUUAGUUACUAGCGUAAAAUUUGGAAGAAAUACAUUACCGACUCGACGACUUCGCGUUUUUUAGUUAACGUAUACGCUAGCGGUACUGUAUAUUUAAUGUAUAUUUUCAAUGUUGCAACGCUUUUAAAAACGGGUGUGUGUAUAUAUAAUUACGUUUUUUAACAUGAAAGAACAAUUAAAAUGCCAAGAACUACUUGAUUCUUGAAAAAAGAAAUAAGGCUCAUUCACUUUUUGCCGAUCUGAUGACCCCGUACACUGCCAAAGCAAAAUUUUAUCACACCAUCGAAUUCCUCCCAGUAUGCAAUAUCUUCCUGUUCAAAAUGUUCCUGCUGCAAAAAAUGACAUACAAACAAUCUAGCUACAUCGAAAAAUAAGGCAUUCAACCUUUUCUGACAAAAACAACACUCUCAGUGCUCUCCUACAAGCCCUUAAGCCAUUCUUGAUAUACUAAUAUUAUGGUCAACCCUUUUACUCCUGUGAGUGACUAAGAAUUUCUCCUUACGAUAUCAAUACAAUAUGAACCAGAUAAGUGAUGAGAAUAAAGAAAAAUAUCAAUUUGGGGAUAAUAAGGGUUGAUCCCAUACUUUGUUUGAAACAGGAGUCCUACUAGAAUAAAAAAGAUGGUAAGGUUUGAGCUCUUUAGAGAAUGGAGAAGGAUGUGUUUUCGUCUUGCCACGAGCGUGGGACAAAGAGUUCUACUCUGUUGAGUUUCAGCUUAUUCUAUUAAUUUGAAGCUUUUAUUAAAGUAUUGUCAUUUAUUCCGUCAGGAAACGGCGAGGGAGACGUCAUGUACGCCGAGGAAAUUCUCCAGCCACAUCUGAAGGCAUUUCCGAAGGUAUUUUAAUCAAGGAACUGCACUAAUCAUGCACUAAUGCUGUAAUUCCCGGGCUAGCAAUCUGAUCGGCUGUACAGGCUGUCGUACUAGCAUAACCAGGCCCUCCUAAUCCGUGCGUCGUUCUUGAUGCCUUCGAAGUGAAAAAGAGAUGUACAUGUAUCACGAACGUAUGGCAUAAAAGAUUGACAAGGAGCUGCAGUCAGAUUUGACGAGAUAGAAGCGAAAGUAUCGCAGGAAUAAUGCAGCAAAUAGAGAAGUUUCCAAUAGCAUGAGCUAUAAAUUGUACUUACCCUUUUAUUAUUUUAGGGAGCGAUAUUCUUGUACUACGCUGGUCGUAUAAAACAAGUUCAAGGAAAGUUGGAUGAGGUCAGUGAUAAUGCAAACGAACCAGAUCGACUCAUAAAGGAUGCAUCAUUCAGAAUAAGAAACAUUAUGUUUAACUGUUGUGAUGUGAUACACUAUCACAGCUACCCAUGCUCCUGGAGGAUAGGGGCUUGGGGAAAUGAUUCAUUUGGUGAUAUGUAAGGUCAUGAAUAGCGUUGCACGAUGUGGCCUGAAAGUACGUUACGUAACGUGACAUGACAUCGCGACAUCACGUGCUGUGCAGCGUGACUCGACAUGUCACGAAUUGCGUUACAUGAUGCGGUAUGAUAGUACAUGAAUUGACGUGACAUGAUAUCGGCAACAUGACGUUAUAUGAUUUUACUGUAAGCUGUUUGUCUUUUUUUUAAUUUUGGUUACAGGCCACCAAAAGCUACAACGACUCAAUUGCAGUUCAGUCUGAAUGGAAACAGUUCCAUCAUAUCUGUUACUGGGAGUUGAUGUGGUGUUAUUCGUAAGUUUAUCGUCACACAAGACUGUUCAGUUGUCGUUUAAUUUGCGUCCCCUUGGUCUCAGUCACAAAACGUUCUCCAAUAGAAAGUAUAGAUUAAGUCAUCUCCCUUGUCAUAACUGCUGUCGCAUGGUAAAGUUUUGUUUUUAUUGUAGGAAAAUUAUAACUAAAAUCCUCUUUUUCUCUCUCAUUAGGUAUGAGGGGGACUGGGCCACAGCGUACCACUAUGCAAGUGUUCUUUUGAAGGAAAGCCGCUGGUCACGGGUAAGGACGGAAGGAAUUUAAGAGAGAACGUGUGUGAAAUUUAACUAAAACACCAUUGUUGUCAAAGAGAAAGUGAAUGGAGGCCUUAGUAACUUGCACAUUUUUCUCAAUGGCAUUAACGUACGUAGUUGUUAAGUCUCAUUUUCCACGACGUUUAGAAGAUUUGCCGAACAGAUGCACGGUUAAUGAAUAAAGGGACUAAGUUUGUAAAGAAUCGGUUUGAAUUGAUACAGGAUUAUUUGUAUUUAUCAACCAAGUUAUGAUGUAAAUCGUUCGUCGCAAAGAGUUUUUGAUGUUGCGAGCUUUAGUCCUUUGUCGGGGCAAAUGACUCUAAGGUAACACGGUUACUCAGUCUUCCGCUUUCAUAUGCUGCUGGAACAGAAUUGCAGCUACAUUGCAUGGCCUUAACUAAAGCCUGGACAAACCCUCUCCUCGGCAGACAUCCUACAUGUAUCUUAAAGCUUGCUUCAGAGUUAUGGCGAGAAUCACAAACCUGGAGCUCGCGAGAGAAGACGAUCAGGGUGAAAAGGACACUGAGGAGUAUCUUUUCAGGUAAAUAGGAAGGAAAAGAGAGCGGAGAAAGAGCGGCAAACUUUUGUGGAUUAUUUCUACCACUAUUUCUGUUAUUAUUGCCUCUGUGACUCCGACCCCAGUUACUUGUUAUUUGCAUUUUAUGUAAAUUUAUCGCCCUGAACGAAGGCUCUCACAUUGCGCCAAUGCUUUACCGAAAAAAGAGUCGAAACCUAGAGCGCCCAGAAAGACAGGCCAUUGAAAGAUCCAAAGGGGAAGUUUCCACGCUAAGUUUAACCUCUCGGAGCCAACCUGUACCCGUGAAAUCCCCACCCUUUUAUUUAACAUGAAGCCUGAACAAGGCUCCCCUUGAGUUUGGGAUACUAGCCUCCCUAUAAUGGACAAAACGGGAGUAAAUUACCCCUUCUCUUUGAGGCGAACGCUGAAGUGUUAAAGGAAAACUUGAAAGGCGUAAUACAAUUGUAAUUAAAAACGUAAGUUUGUGCUAUUGGAAUGGGAGAUAGAAGAAAUGUCCCUCUUUUGCCCUCUCCUAAACCAUCAUACGUUGCGCUCCCGCGCCGCUCACAUGUGGUUUGAAACGAUUGGACACCAGUUGGUUUUCUUUGUAUCAGGCGACUUCCGGAAUACAAGCAGCGUAUCGCUGGAAAGUCCGUUCCAUUUGAGAAAUUUUCCAUUCACAAAGCUAACAAGUACCUGGAACAAGGCAACCAUUUAUUUCUUCCUGGAAUGGUAAGUGCGAGGAGAAUCGUAGGUCAAAAUCUCUUUUCUCCGUUGGUUAAAUUAGAAUUGUAAGGCGGACAGAUCUAAUGAUAAGGCAAAUCAUUGGAGCGAGUCUAUUUCUAGCCAAAUUGGUGCAACACUUUUUGUUUUCGUACACGUGAGAAAUGUCAGCUUGGCUAGUCACAUGGAUGUUUGUAUAAUUACGUUGUUAGAGAAUACAUUUUUUUGGGUCUAAUCUUGUAAUAUCAAAGAAUGAGCCAUUCUCAAACGGCAGCAAUGUCGUUCCUAGGCUCCUUAGGUUUUUCUUUCGAGACGACAAGAGGAGAGGAAUGGAGACGAAUUAGGAUAUAUGUAAGACAAAUGAUAUAUACGCGAGGUUUUUUUUUCCUCUUGGGAAUUAAAGAACCCCUAAACUGACUCUCCCUUCAGGAACUUAUAUUGCUCUGGAAUGGCUUCAAAGUUCUUCAUCGCAGGCCGGACUUAGUGGAGCCAAUGUUGAAACUUGUCCAAACGUCGCUGGUAGAGUUAGAAGAAACUAAAGGUAAACUAUAAUUAGUAAAAAUUACAGUCGAAAACGCACCAACACAGGUUUCCUAUUAAAUCACCUUUUUUAUUCUAGAAAACCCAUAUUUCUGCUAUUACAUCUGCGGUUCAACUAACGAACAUAAAUGACGACCUUUUUCCGAACAAAACCAUGAUCACGAGUUUCCGGUUCCUUAUUCACUUAUUUCCGUGUUAUUGGUACCGCCUAACCAUGAAUACUCCAGGAGUCCUGGAUAAAGAGUAGCAAUGUGAAAUUUAAGCCCAGUCAAGUACUGCAUCACCUACAACAUUAUAUUGUCGGCGGCUAUGAUUAGAACCCAAACCCCGUCGAGGAGCAGACUUGCAGUUUUGCGUAGACCUUUCAACUGCACUUACCUCUUUAGUUCCAGGUCUCCAGCGUCAUUCCAAAAAAACAAAACAACCUGACAGUCUUUCCUGUUUUUUGUUUUUGUUUUUUGUUGUUGUUGUUGUUGUUUUUUUUUUUUAGGUAAAAAUACAAAUUACAUGGAUGAUUUGUGUCUUGGAUACCUGCUUCAGGGAAUGUGUUACCGUUGUGUGAACAAACCGAAAGAAGCAAUGGAGAGCCUCCUUAAUACGGUAAACAGGUCAGUAACAUUGCUUCCGGCAACUUGCCUUCUCGUAUCAUUUCCCUCCUAAUUUUUGUAAUGGAUCUUGAGUGAAAGAGUUAAAACCACGGGUUUGUUUUAUAUGAUCCGCGAAACUCCCUUUCGAGUAUGGGAACAAAAAACAAGCGCGAGAAAAUUAUGUCAAAUGAGCGUAUCUAUCUGAGAGAGGUCUCGGGGGAAGGAUUCAGGCCACUCUCGGCCAGCUCUAACAGCCCAUUUUUUUUCCCAUGGUUCGUUUUUGGCGUGAUAUUUUGUCGGCCUCCUUUCCCAACCAGGGAGUGCAAGCACCUUAUUCCUCCUUUUUCGUAUUGCAGAUCAAAGGACCUAGUUAAGGAUUUCUACUUGGCUCCUUUCGCAUGCGCAGAAGUUGGCUUUCUGUACCUAGAGGAGGGAGAUCUGGAUCAAGCCAAAGAAUACCUCAAUAAAACAAGGUAUGAAAAAGCAAGUCGAUUUUUCUAAGUGAUGGUAAAUUUUCAGAACAGAAAGCAAGGCAGAACUCAUAGAAGACGUGCAACCGAUGUUCUAGAAAAGCUGUCUAGUGCGUUAAUAUUAGCAAGUAUUGUUAAGCAGCGUGGAAUAUCCAACAUACCUGCAAGUGCAAGUAAAGCGCGGGAAAAAGUGCCACUGGUGUUAAGUGCGGGAAAACGUGCAACCGGUGAUAAACGUGGCUCGGUGUUGCCGUGUUUAAGCGCGGGAAAAAUGCAAGAGCUUCUAGGUUUGGAGCGUGGCAAAGGAUCAAAGCAGUUCAGUGCUUAACUUUUAUCCUUAAGAAUGCACCGUAAUCUGUUCAUACUGUUUUCUCUCACAUAAAUCUGUAUGCAUGUAGGACGCUUGCUAUUGGCCUCUGUUAAAUGAGCUAAACUCCGAUAAGUGCGAGUGCUUGAGUGGGGUUCUAAUUGAAUGAUGUUAAUUUUAAGCUAUGUGUAGUUAAACUGAUGGUUGAGGGACUCAUCACGUGGUGCAUUGAUACUGCUCUCCUGGAAUACACUGCGCAUGGUAUGAAGUAUGGGAUCCCAAUGGGAUGAUAUAAGUAUCUAAGCAACUGCGCACCUACCCCUCCCCUAACCCAGCAUUAACCCUAACUUUUUAUCAGUUGACUGUUGCUAGGUAACGGAAGGGGUAGGUGUGCAGUUGCCCUGUGCCCUGUGAGAAUCAUACUUUUAUACCAUAUAUAGUGUGCACUUGGAGAGAAUACUGACAUUGAUCCGCUAGUUUUUAUACCCCAGCGUUCCUCACAAAAUCUUGAAGAACAUGUCUUUUGAACCGACAGGAAAGACUACGAAAACCAUUUGUUACAAAGCAGACUUCACUUCAGAAUCCACUCAGCGCUUCAAGAAAUCAAACACAGACGCAAGCAGGCGAAAGAAGCAGCUAAAAUGGAAAAAAAGCAAUCCAAACGCUCCAAGAAUGGUGUCACUAACAAUAAUUCCUCAAUAGACGAGGAUUCUAUCAGCAUCUCUCUCGGUGGAUCCGAGAGUCUCUCGCACCAGGACUCAAACUCGUCCUUUGAGACAGCUCCUGAAUAUUCAUCGGAAGAUGAGAGGAACCUGGGAGACAUGGAACGGGAUAGCAGUCCUAAAGAGAAUGUUGUUUUGGAAACCACAGUGUGA